Molecule: messenger RNA, 1239 nt
Organism: Fusarium verticillioides 7600
Lineage: Eukaryota; Fungi; Ascomycota; Sordariomycetes; Hypocreales; Nectriaceae
Exons: 3
Coding region: 89-421 (110 amino acids)
Source: RefSeq, a predicted model, not a curated record
CUAUCUGUGACGUCUUGAUCUAUAAUUCUCAGAAUACUCCGCACCAUACCAAACAUUCCUUCAGCAUAUCAAAGCUGGCACCGCAAACAUGUCGAUCACUCACACUGUACUCUUUCAGUUCAAAGACAAUGUCGACCAAAAGGAUAUAACAAAGACAUGCGAUGAUUUCCUUCAACUGAAAGAUCUGUGUAUCCAUCCUACAAGAAAAAAGCCGUACAUUAUAUCACUACUAGGCGGAAAGGAUAAUUCGCCAGAGGGAAUGCAGAAUGGGAUAACCCAUGGAUUCGUUGCAACCUUCGAGUCAGCAGAAGACCGUGACUACUACGUCAAGACUGACCCAGCUCACCAGGCCUUCAUAGCUAAGGUCGGCAGUGUUGUCGAGAAAGCCAUUGUGGUUGAUUUUAUGAAUGGCGUCUACUGAGUCAAACGACGUACCCACUGCUGAAACAGAACCCUUUUUCACCAUCAAAUUCCAAAUAAAAGUCAAUUGGAUGCAGUCUAUUUUCUACCGAAUAACAACAAAAAAACAGAAUCGAGGUAUUCCAGCCAAAAACAGUUUGCAACAAAGGAAACAACGAAACAGCGUGAGCCCAUCAACAAUAACAACAUAUGUCCAUAACCUAUGCAUACCUUCCACAGGCAUCAUCCAGGUGAACUCGCUACAUGCUUCCUGUCCAAAUUUAGGACGAUGCCAGCCCGCCACUCACUUUUCGUGAAAUAUUUUACCUGUGUGACGAUGUCAUUUAUUGUCUGUUGUAAGGAUCGUAUGAUCCGCUAGAUCCGCUAGAAGGCGGAUAAUAAGGCUGAGCGUGAGGAGGAUAGUUUCGGUUCGAGCUACUUUGGGAAUAGGGAGGAUAAGGCGGCACACGGUUCGAAGUCUGAGUGGGAUAAUACUGGACAGGAGCCGUCUGUACCGAAUAUUGUUCACAGUUGACGGGAAGUCUUCGAUAGGCUAUGCUAGCACUCGAAUGGCCGGGGGCUGGAGAAGCGGUUGGAGGUGCAUUGCGUUGCCUUCUUCUUGAGCGAAGGUUGGACGUUUCUAGUGAUUGAGCGCGCUUGAGCCUGGAACGAGUCAAGGUAUCCGCAGGGUUUGAGACUCUGAUCGGAAAAGAAAACACUAAAUGAACGAAGGUCAAACUGUUAGUUGACCUCAAACAAACCAGGUUGCCACUCCUGGGUUUUGGGCUACUCACCCCCAUUGAUGAAGCUUUCAAUAAAAGUUGAAGAAAUUCUCCACCC